Molecule: messenger RNA, 735 nt
Organism: Verticillium nonalfalfae
Lineage: Eukaryota; Fungi; Ascomycota; Sordariomycetes; Glomerellales; Plectosphaerellaceae
Exons: 1
Coding region: 1-735 (244 amino acids)
Source: RefSeq, a predicted model, not a curated record
AUGGGCUGGCUGUGGGCAACACCAUCCCCUCCGAAAACUCCUACUCCUACAACAGAUAACGCGACGAGCGUCUCGAAAACGGCAGCUCCAGCCUCCACGGACACUGCCAGCAGCGAUGUUGACCCAGAGAUUCAGAAAUUUCUCGAUCUGUUCAAGGCGGAAAGGGAGCCAGAGCCAACAGCUUCCGAGCAACCAACGAAGGCCGACACACAGCCGACAGCGUCCUCCUCCUGGUUUACACUGAAGUCUUCAGCAACCUCGCCAUCACAAGUAGAGACUCGCAAUGCCGCAGCGCCAGCCCCCAAGCUCGACCCCGUGGCUGAAUCUCUCCUGCCGUCAGAAAUGUCUUGUCGCCAGGCGUUCGACAUGGCCUUCCACUGCCAGUCGAUCGGCGGGCAGUGGAACGCCAUUUACCGCGAGGGCUCAAUGCGCUCGUGCAGCGAGAGCUGGGAUGACUUCUGGUUCUGCAUGCGUGUCAAAGGGUACACCGGCAAGCUGAAGGAAGAAGCGAUCCGAGAGCAUUAUCGGAAGAAGGAGCACGAGAAAUAUGGCGCCGGCAAGCCCAGUAGUGAGGAUGUGUGGAGGGCGAGACCGACAAGACUCGCGCCUGAGACGGCUUUCUCUACGACACUAGAAGAUGCCAAGGUAAGUGACGAAGAAUGGCAACAGGCGGAGAUGGACAGACGAAGGAAGAUUAGACGGCAGCUGGGAAUUGAUGAGAGUGCUAAGGUCUAG